Messenger RNA from Planococcus citri (citrus mealybug), 1196 nucleotides. Its product is annotated as RWD domain-containing protein 2A. Gene Ontology annotation, molecular function: protein binding. The coding region runs from base 214 to 1107 and encodes 297 amino acids. The record is from RefSeq and is a predicted model, not a curated record. NCBI's taxonomy places the organism in Eukaryota, Metazoa, Arthropoda, Insecta, Hemiptera, Pseudococcidae. The transcript has 3 exons.
AAAAUGAGAUGUUUGAAUUGAAUUUUGAAAAUUCGUAUUUCGUGUCCACAAGAAUCUCCCUCGUCCCUCCUCGCAACACUUGAUGGCUCCACCUCCAACCAGAGGUGAUAAGAAAGAAAUAAACUGAUAACAAAUUUGCUGCAACUCUGUAAUGUAAACUUGUUCGCUUAUUAUUUUGAAAAAAAUAGUCAAUCUUGAAUUUCCAAUCAAUUGAUGGAUAAAGAUGAAACACCAGCUGCUGUACUGGAUAGCUCAGAGUUACGAGAUCACUUAAGAAUACAACUAGAAGAAAUAGAAGUUUUACAAGCUGUGUACUACAAAGACGACGAAUUCGUAAUCGAUAAGGAUAUUUUAUCCGAGAUUGAUAAUUAUGUCAACGAACUAUCAUCCCGUGUUCCUUCGCUGAUAGAUUUUACCAUCAAUAUAAAGCUGGACAAUGUUUCACUGGAAUUUCUGGUCACUUUACCUCGAACAUAUCCAAAUACCGUGCCUCAAAUCAUCGUUAGAAGUAAUCAAUUGAAUCGAUAUCAGCAGAAUGAUCUGAACGAAGGUUUAAAUCAAUACAUUACGAGUUUAGAUCGUGGUAUGAUUUGUAUGUGUGAAAGUAUCUGCUGGGUUACCGAUAAUUUACAAAAAUAUUACGACGAUAAAAAGAACGAACCUCAGAGCUCUCAAUCCGAACAGAAAGUAGUCUUUUCAAGAUUCUGGAUUUAUUCUCAUCAUAUUUACUCGAAAGAGAAACGAAGAAAUAUUCUGUCCUUAGCUCAAGAUCAUCAUAUCACUGGAUUCGCAUUGGUAGGGAAACCUGGAGUUAUUUGCGGCGAAGGAUUGGCAACCGAUUGUGAAGAAUGGUGGAAACAUAUUAAAAGAUGGACUUGGAAGAAAAUAAUGUGUAAGAAAAAAGAAGAGUUUGAAGUAUCUUUCGAUGAGCGUCAUUCGAUGAGAAAAUUUCCAGAUUUUUCGGAAAUUAAUUUUCAAUCGAAUAAAAACAAUGUUCGUGAAGGCCAUACAGAUAUGGGAGAAUUUAAUCGUUAUUUAGUGGAUCACGAAUGUGGGUAUGCAUUUAAGGAUUGCUUCGGUAUUGAAGGUAAACUUUCUAAUUCGUGAAAUUGUUUUGUAUAUUUUUAUUACGUUUUUGUUACCUAAUUUUGUUACUAUAAAAUGAUCGAAAAAUAUAAGUUUUGUUUUUAAAAAUU